Messenger RNA from Aspergillus novofumigatus IBT 16806, 1663 nucleotides. Its product is annotated as mannose-1-phosphate guanylyltransferase. The coding region runs from base 168 to 1400 and encodes 410 amino acids. The transcript is spliced from 5 exons. Gene Ontology annotation, molecular function: transferase activity. Gene Ontology annotation, cellular component: cytoplasm. The record is from RefSeq and is a predicted model, not a curated record. Lineage: Eukaryota; Fungi; Ascomycota; Eurotiomycetes; Eurotiales; Aspergillaceae. Gene Ontology annotation, biological process: biosynthetic process.
UCACUGCAGUCCAAGCAUAAUACGCAUAAUAAUAAUUACUGUCUUUUCUCCUAUUACUACUUUGUUAAAUAUCAAAUCUACUUAUCCAUACUGCCAAGUAUCAUUAUUGCCAAUUCUCCCUCAGACUCUGAUCACCACAGUCCAAUCCGUCAUUUCAGCUAUUCUCAAUGCUUCAAGUUCCAGUGCGGGAACAUUCAACCGUGGCCUCCACCAAGGCUGUGAUCUUGAGACCCCUUUUCGAAGUUGCCGGUCACCCCAUUAUCAAUCACUGCCUCAAGGCUUUCGCCAAAAUCUCUGAUAUCCGAGAAGUCAUCCUGGUCGGCUACUACGAUGAAUCGGUCUUCCGUGAUUUCAUCAAAGACUCCAGCAAGGAGUUCCCCCAGUUCCGAAUUCAAUACUUGCGUGAAUACACGGCGCUUGGCACAGCAGGAGGUCUCUAUCAUUUCCGUGAUGCCAUCCUCAAGGGCAAGCCCGAGCGCAUUUUCGUCCUGAAUGCCGACGUCUGCUGCUCCUUCCCUCUUGGUGAGAUGCUGAAGCUGUUCGAGGAGAAGGACGCCGAGGCGGUGAUUCUGGGAACCCGGGUCAGCAACGACGCCGCGACCAACUUUGGAUGUAUUGUCUCCGAUGCUCACACCAAGCGCGUGCUGCACUACGUCGAAAAGCCGGAAUCGCACAUCUCCAACCUCAUCAAUUGCGGUGUCUACCUCUUUGCUACCGAGUGUAUUUUCCCCGCCAUCCGCAGUGCCAUCAAGCGCCGUACUACCCGGCCUCGUCUCCUCUCAUACCCUUCCUCGGAAAAUCUGGAGUCUUCCUUCGUUGCCGCCGAUGAGGAGGCGGAGAAGACCGAGGUCAUCCGUCUGGAGCAGGACAUCCUCUCCGACUUGGCGGACAGCAACCGGUUCUUCGUCCAUGAGACCAAGGAUUUCUGGCGACAGAUCAAGACCGCUGGCUCGGCCGUCCCGCGAACGCACUGUACCUGCAAAAGGCCUUCCAGGCGCAAUCUAACGAACUCACCCCUCCCUCCGCCACGAUCGUGCCCCCUUGACCCGACCGCCAAGUUGGGGCCCAACGUCUCCAUUGGUGCCCGUGUUAUUGUCGGCGCUGGAGCUCGUAUCAAGGACUCGAUCGUGCUGGAGGAUGCAGAGAUCAAGCACGAUGCGUGCGUGAUGCACUCGAUUAUCGGCUGGAGCAGCCGGGUGGGCGCCUGGGCUCGUGUCGAGGGAACCCCAAUCCCCAUGACAAGCCACUCCACCAGCAUCAUCAAGCAUGGCAUCAAGGUGCAGAGCAUCACCAUCCUGGGUAAGGAGUGCGCUGUUGGUGAUGAGGUGCGGGUACAGAACUGUGUGUGUCUGCCAUACAAGGAACUCAAGCGGGAUGUUGCCAACGAGGUUAUCAUGUAGCGAGAUAUUCAAGAUAGGCUGUUUUGGAUCUAUUCGAUGGAUUAUACAUAUUUCUCGUUACCAGUAAUCUGCUCGACUCUUCUAUCAAUACCCUUUUCUCCUCUAAACCAUUUUCUUGGAACUUAGACAAAGGUUGACCGUCUGGGCCAGACGACGGUGAUAAUUUUGGUAUAAUUCGAAAUCAGACAGACCAUGAAAUGAUAAACUCCUCAAGUACGUGUUGUUUUUGCCUUGAAUGAAAGCUCGCUGUUCAGUGAUAUUUG